UAACCCUCCAACCUCACAACUGUACAACAACUCUGUUCUCCGUGCCGCCCCUGAACGCCUCCCCUCCCCCCUCUGUUUGCAGCAACAGUACACAAGUAGCGGACUUAGCAUCAGGAUAGCAUCCAGUGUUAGCAUCAGGGUUAGCAUGGCGCUCGGCUCUGCAGGAGUUCCCUUCUCUCUCCCGCUUCCUCUCCAUGUUAUCUGCUGUUUCACCAUCUGACUCGAGUGUUGAUAAACUCCAGCCCACAUUAGAGCCCUAUCCCCGGGGUAACAGCAGGCUUUGUCCCGGUGGUCCUCCGGAGAAGAGAGGACAGUUUUCCAGACGGAUCGCUAACGAGCAGCAAGAAAGCAAAGAAAAAAAGAGAGAAGAAUUGGGCCAAAAAGUGGGAGUUUUUCUGAGCUGAUGCCGUUGCCAUGGCCACAGCGGCGGGAUGGGAGUGACGUGAUGGAUCUACUUCCUGCUUGCUCACUGACCCUCCUCAUCCUCGCAUCUUCCUGCUGAACGGUGAAGAUGGACGAGUCGAUGCUGUUGGACCUGCUCGAGUGUCCCGUGUGCCUGGAGCGUCUGGACGCCACGGCCAAGGUUCUGCCAUGUCAGCACACCUUCUGCCGCCGCUGCCUGCAAAGCAUCCUGGGAUCUCGCGGCGAGCUGCGCUGCCCCGAGUGCCGGACGCUGGUGGAGUGCGGCGUGGACGAUCUGCCCAGCAACAUCCUGCUGGUGCGGCUGCUGGACGGCAUCAAGCAGCGGCCGCGCAGGGCAGGGGGGCCGGGGGUCUGCACCAACGGGACGUCUGGAGCCGUGGCGAGGGCGCCUGGCGGGGGAACACGGGACCAGAACACGCCGGGGGCCCAACCUCAGAGAGCCACCGCCAAGAGUACCCUCGUACGGGCUGUUCCCCAGCUGCCCUGUGCCAAGGCACUCUACAACUACGAAGGCAAGGAGCCAGGGGACCUCAAGUUCAUCAAGGGCGACAUCAUCAUCCUGCGCCGGCAGGUGGACGAGAACUGGUACCACGGGGAGAUGGGGGGGGUACAUGGCUUCUUCCCGACCAACUUCGUGCAGGUCAUCAAGCCGCUGCCGCUGCCCCCCCCUCAGUGCAAAGCCCUGUACGACUUUGAGCUGAAAGACAAGGAGGCGGACAAAGACUGCCUGCCCUUCUCCAAGGACGACAUCCUGACAGUGAUCCGCAGAGUGGAUGUGAACUGGGCGGAGGGGAUGCUGGGAGAUAAGAUUGGGAUUUUCCCCAUCUCGUAUGUGGAGUUUAACUCUGCGGCCCGUCAGCUGAUCGAGUUGGACAAACCGUCAGAGUCCAGCGGUGACUCGGGGGAGGGGGCCUCCUCGGGGCCCCAGAGCAACGGGGCCCAGCGAGCGGGAGAGAAGAAGAACAGCAAGAAGAGACAUUCCUUCACCUCCCUCACCAUGUCCCACAAACCCAUGCUGGCCCCGCCCCCCCAGCGCCACUCCAUGGAGAUCAGCGGCCCGGUGCUCAUCAGCUCCAGCAACCCCACUGCAGCCGCCCGCAUCGGGGAGAUCAGCGGGGGGCUCUCCUGCAGCGCACCCUCACAGGUUCACAUUUGCACAACUGGACUCAUCGUGACCCCGCCCCCCAGCAGUCCUGUUACCACGGCAACUGUCUUCACGUUUCCCUCGGAGUCGAGCUACACCUCCAUCUCCGUGGAUGCUCUCCCGCCUCCCCCCCCACCUCCCCCUCAGUCCUCUGUCGAUGGCGCUGCGUUCUCAUUGGCUGCCGGUCAGAGACCCUCCCCCAGCGUCAGUGAGCAGAGCGGCAGACAGAGACCCACAGUCUACGUGGCCAUGUUCCCCUACGCCCCCCGUAAGGAGGACGAGCUGGAGCUGAGGAAGGGAGAGAUGUUCCUGGUUCUGGAGCGCUGUCAGGACGGCUGGUUCAAAGGAACCUCCAUGCACACCGGCAAGAUUGGAGUGUUCCCCGGGAACUACAUGAGCCCCGUCAGCAGGACGGUGUCGGGGACCACGCAGCCCAAAGUGCCCCUGAGCCUGGUCACGCAGGCGAGCCGAGGGGUCACCAUCGUCAGCCCCUCGUCCGUGGCCCUCACUGCUGCAGUGGCUCCAGACUCACUCAAAGGCCCUCAGCCUGCCCCCCCCCCUCCUGCAGCGCAGACAGCUACCGGACAGCAGCCCAAAGUCCCCCCCCACGUCAGCUCGCAGAUGACCGUCAACCAGGCGCGCAGCGCCGCCAGGACAGCAGCGUGUCAAAGCCAGGACCGGCCUGCGGCGUCAGUGACCCCCCUGCAGCCGCCGCCCCCCGGUUCUUACCUCCCCCACCUCACCCUGCAGCCCUCCCCCGCCCAGUGCUGCAGCCGGGGAGGGGCGGCCAUGGGCUGCGCUGCCACCUCUCUGACCCCCCCCAACGUCAGCGCUGCGUCCCUGGAGGGCGACGUCCUGAGACCCCUGGCCGUCCUCAGCGUCUCCGGGAACAGCAGCGCCGCUCUGAACCCCCCCUCCGGCAGCAACGCCCCCCCCUUCAGACUGGACAAGGACGGCAAGAGAGAGAAGAAGAGCCUCCUGAAGCUGCUUUCCAAUAAGAAGAAGCCCCGCCCCUCGCCGCCCUCCUCCCCCACGCUGGAGGCGGAGCUAGCUGCUGCAGGUGAGGGUCCUCACGGCGCCAUGGGCCCUGACUCUGCCCUCCCCUACUCCUCCGGCAGCCUGGAGCCCGAACCCAUCGCUCCAGAGGUCUCCCAUCGGAAGAGUGGCCCCCUGGAGGGAGGGGCUCCCAUCGCGCCUCCCCCACGCCAGCCCUGCUCAUCCCUCGUCUCCCAGCACCAAGACGCCCGGCCCAUCAUCUGUGAGAGGUACAGGGUGGUGGUGUCCUACCCCCCCCAGAGCGAGGCGGAGCUGGAGCUGAAGGAGGGCGACAUCGUGUUCGUUCACAGGAAGCGGGAGGACGGCUGGUUCAAAGGAACGCUGCAGAGGAACGGCAGGACCGGCCUGUUCCCCGGCAGCUUCGUGGACAGCAUCUGACCCCCGAUGAGAGAGAGCAUGCUGGGAUGCGCCACCUCUGACACUUUAAAAGGAGGCGGGAGCUGCAGACGGGAAGUGGCGCUGGACAGUGAGAGGAGCGACUCCUGCACUUGUUGUUAUUUAUAUCUGUGGCCCGGCUGUGGAUGUGUGCCUUGCUCUGUUCCUCACUUUACUGUACAUAAGGACACAGAGAGGAUCAGUCCAGAUCCACCUGAGCGGUUCCUGUUAACUUAUUCCACUCCGCAGACCGGCCUGUCUCUGCUGCAGCCGGGGUUCAAAGGAACGAUGCAGCUCUAAAAGAUCCUCUGAUCCUUGGGUCUUCUCCUCGGGUCCUCUCCUCGGGUCCUCUCCUCGUGUUGCUUUGGAUUCAACGAGAGAAAAGUCUCAAUGAACUGAAGCGAAACCGAAUGAAAACAUGCUUUACAAACUCAUUCUUUGCUCUGUUUGCUCGUUUUGUGUAAGUGGAUGCAUGAUGAGGGUUUAUAAAAUGCUAAAAACACACAGAGAAACUCAGAGACGACUUCAAACAGCCAGAGAGGACACAAGGAGACAUGAAUGCACUCAAAAUAGAUGCAAACCCCCACAGAGAGAUGCAAAACAACAACAAACACACUCAAAAGGGUAAAAGUGUAAAAGAAACUGCAGCAGAUGCAGAUGGACCCACGAGAGACCCACAAUGACUACCAGAGCUCCACAGAAAGGGUUCAGAGCGAGUCAGUGGUUUUCAGCACUACUCCACAAACGCAUGAAUAACAGAAAGCGUGCACAGAUGAGUCGAGUGCUGGCCCGUGUGUUUGGUGAAGUGAUAAUGGAAUGGAUAAAUGAUGUCAGAGUUUGUAGACAUGUUUUCAUAAAGGUUUAAACCCGUUUCCUUUAAGAGAUGAAAUGCAACGUGGGGCAGAGACGCACAGCUGAUCAGAGCCAGCCUCCUCCUUUAGGCCGGCGCGUGCCUUACAGCAGUCUGACGUUCCUCCUGCUGGUCUUAUCUUUGUUUCUGAAGAGCAGGGUUCUCCGAUGCAGCAACACGCCACUGCUAGUGCUUUACAGACGGAACAUAUCCCCCCCCCCCAAAGGCAUUACCUGGAUCUGCCUGUACUGCACAUCAUUAGAUGUCUCUGCAGGUUCACAGCCGACCUGCAGAGCUUCAGCAGGAGUGUGCACGUGCUGCAGGAGUGUGCACGUGCUGCAGGACUUCCUUUUUAUAGAAUGCGUAAAGCUCUCCUGAAUCUGCAGCCACAUGUUGCUUGACUUUCUGAGCUGCGACGCCUCCCUGCACACACUCCGGUUCUGUUGGUCACACACUCCGGUUCUGUUGGUCACACACUCCGGUUCUGUUGGUCACACACUCCGGUUCUGUUGGUCACACACUCCGGUUCUGUUGGUCACACACUCCGGUUCUGUUGUUCAGACUCCUGAGGCUGCUCUGACUACGCCAUGAACCCGCCUGCACACAUCAGCACAGCUGCAACAGAAAGAUAACCUCCACACUUUUGAAUUAUUGCUUAAAAUGUGAGUCAUUUCUCACAAAUAGACGUCAGAAUCUGCAGUUUUCAGCCCCUAAAAUAUGCUGCUUUUCUCAGUUUUAAAUCCUAUUAACCGACAUACAUGUAAACACGUCACCUUGGACUUAAACAAGCUUAGGUUAAUCUGCAACCCUGCUUCAAGCAGACUCAGUUUUUGUAACUCAUUCCUAUCGUGACUUGUGGCAAUACAUCGCAGCUAGCUGACGUGGCGCUCCACAGGAAGCGCUUCGACCCCCUUGAUUUCUUUCUAUUGUAUUAUUUAGUGGUCGGGUUUUGUUGUACAUUAUACAAAGGUUUAAAUACUGUAUUGACUUGAAUGACUGUAUGUGAUUGAAGGGGACCGGGUCAUAGUUUUGGUGCCUGGUAAACUAUGGAGGCCAACAGGUGCUAACGCUCUACAACGGCCCAGACCUCUUUCGUUAGCGGAAAACUGCUGUUCCAGAGAGGAUGCAGAUAUAGAAACUCAGAUCAGAACUCAGAAACAUCUGCAGCAACUCUUCAACACAUGCAGCAGCUUCUUGCAGCGUUUGGUUUCUGCAGCCUCAGUAAACGCUGCUCAUGUUUCCUCUGCUGAAUGUUCUCUAGAUGCUGCAUGUGUUGAAGAGCUGCUGCAGAUGUUGCUGCAUGAGUUUCUAUAUCUGCAUCCUCUCUGAAGCUGUUCCUCCUGAUGGAAGAGGUCUGGGCCGUUGAAGCGUGUUUGCGCCUGUCGGCCUCCGUAGGAAACCUUUCCAAACUAAAAUAUCGGGGGAAUAGGGUCACGUUCUCCUACUGUUUUCUCUAAAUUGAUUGGGACAAAUGAUGAAGUAUUCCUAUAGCCUCAGUGGAGCCCACUGCAUUAAUGUGACUUCUCCUCCGUCUGUGAGAUUGAAACUCUUUGAUUCGAGGCUGAGUCCUAGCUUAGUAGCUUGUAGUCUGUCGUUGAGGGACCACUGUGUAACUGACUGCUGGAAUAUGUUGUAGUGUGUUUGAAAUGAUGGAGGCGAUGGUACGAAUCACUGUUAGGGCCUCUUCAUUGUUAUUAUCCUUUCUGAUUUGUAGAUCUGGCGUUGCAUCGUUGUCUUGGCGCAGCGACCUCAGGCGCUCAGCAGUGAGCUUCCCUUCACUGUAAGCCUUUAGUACUCACACUAAUGCACUAUAUCACUAAUAACCUGACGUAUCAAGCAUAGGCUGCACACAUGAAGCAUUUCUCACAGGUAAACUCUAUUGCAGUUAUUGCACCACAGCUCUAACAGGCGUCCUCAUGCCAAGGUGACUUACUUGAUUUUGUACCUGUCUGUAGUUGGUCUGUUGUGCGUCUGAAAAUGAUGAAACUGAAAUUUGGCACAAAUCUAUCGUGUGAAAAACAUUCUGAAAUAUUUGAAAAAUAAAACUCUAUAACAAUAAAAGCUAAUGGUUUCCAUAA
Eleginops maclovinus (Patagonian blennie) is the source of this 5926-nucleotide messenger RNA. It is a transcript of the gene sh3rf1, whose product is annotated as SH3 domain containing ring finger 1. The record is from RefSeq and is a predicted model, not a curated record. Gene Ontology annotation, biological process: protein ubiquitination; positive regulation of proteasomal ubiquitin-dependent protein catabolic process; positive regulation of JNK cascade. Gene Ontology annotation, molecular function: protein binding; ubiquitin protein ligase activity. NCBI's taxonomy places the organism in Eukaryota, Metazoa, Chordata, Actinopteri, Perciformes, Eleginopidae.